Caenorhabditis briggsae is the source of this 252-nucleotide messenger RNA. The record is from RefSeq and is a predicted model, not a curated record. The transcript has 2 exons. The coding region runs from base 1 to 252 and encodes 83 amino acids. NCBI's taxonomy places the organism in Eukaryota, Metazoa, Nematoda, Chromadorea, Rhabditida, Rhabditidae.
AUGUUGACCGAUUACUACCGUAACAAUAUGCAGCAAAUGGAUCACAAUUCCUCUCUGAAUAGACACACAGAUAAUAGCUACGGACAUGGCUCCUAUGGAUCCUUCUCCAGCGAUAACCGAGUACCCGUUGACCGCCCACUCUUUAUCAACACCUCAAUGUCCGCCCAACAACGAGUGGACAUCUACCGCCAACUCUCGGACCCACCAAAGGACAGCGAACCAGCCUUGGCGUUCAACUACCGCCACUAUUAA